Messenger RNA from Penicillium vulpinum, 420 nucleotides. RefSeq lists its product as uncharacterized. Lineage: Eukaryota; Fungi; Ascomycota; Eurotiomycetes; Eurotiales; Aspergillaceae. The transcript has 2 exons. The record is from RefSeq and is a predicted model, not a curated record. Bases 64 to 402 code for a protein of 112 amino acids.
GUCAGCUGCAACCAAUAGCAACCCAGCAUUCAAGCUGAAACAAAGACGGAGAGCCGUGAGCAAAUGUGCUUUUACAAUCAAAAGAGAUAUGCGUGUGGAGACUGGAGCUGGACCAGCUUUGCUCACCGAUGCAACUAUGAAUAUCGCACCGGCGAAACAUGCGGUAUGAGACUUGUCAACACAACCGAGAACGAGAAGACCAACUGUCGUCUCUGCGAAAAAAUCGAAACCAAAUAUCGCCGGCGUAGUGCCGAAGUCGACCGUUUGGACCGGUGGAAGCGAGAGGGUGCCACACUCGUGGCUUCAAUGGAUCGGUCUCACAAGCUCAUCAUGGACUUGGAGAAAGAGAUCCGCUCCCUGCAACGGGAGCGGGACGACCGAAGGAGCACUCUCCUAAGAUAGGAUUGGCUUGGAUUUGCA